UGAGUGUAGUGUUUAAUUGCAGUUACUACGGUUAGAUCGAGAUGGCUAAUCGCUACUUUGUUAGGAAAGUAGUGAUUAAUACAGGUAUACCUUUCUAGUCACUAUAUUUUUGGAGUAAUGUUACCGGUUAUCGAGUAACUACUAUUAUUUAAAACGCUUCGUAUUGUUUAAUCGAAGAUACUUUCAAUCUGUACAGUGAGGUCACUGAAGUUAGUGAUGACGUGGAUGCAUUCACAUGCUACUCCAGUGGAGUGACGAGUGUAUUUCGUACGCCAUGUUUAUCAAUUGUAUAAAAUGUUAACACAAAUCUGGAAUUUACUUCACUUCGGAAAAAACACAGGAUAAAUAGAAAUAAAAUACUGGGAAAAGAUACAUGGGUGGUAGAUAAAUAUUUUCAUAAUUAAAGGAUACAAGAAAGAAGGUGAGAUCCAAUUGAUGAAUUGACUUAGGAUAAUGGGGAUGAUCUUUUUUCUACUCGUGUUGACGUCUUAAUUGUUGAUGAACUAUAAAAGUGGUUUUCUCACAACUAAGUUAUGAUGCAUUCAUGAACUACCAGUAAAAUGACAGAUACAUUUCAUACGCCAUAUUUAUCAAUUCUAUUUAAAAAGUCGGAUGUGGCACGAACGUUUACUUCAGACGACAAAUCGUGAAAUUUCUUCUGUCAAUAAGAAUAUGGAAGGCGCGAUGCUCAUCUUUAAAGUUCCACUUAAAAUAUUGUUUAAUGACGCAUACUUACAGAAAAUGAUUUUAUUUCAAGUGUAAUUCUUCAAGCUUCUUUCAUAUAUAAACAAGUAUUUAUAGAUAAUUUAAAAGUGCAGGAAAAUUCAUUUAUUACUUGUUGCACAUGAAGAUCUGCAUGCGUAGCGUUAUACUCAACUGUUGUGUGUAAGAUGUAAAUAAUUUAAGUUGAAUUACAAAAAUGGCAGAAGCAGCAUCUUCAAGUGACGUUGUUGCAGUUGUUUCUUCAGUUAAUUACAAAGAAAUUGCAAAAGCAAACAACAAAAGGAAGGAAAUUGAAAAUAUAAUGAAGGAGGUUCUAAACGUGGUGAAAUGCAAUGAACAUUUGACAGUGCUGAAGAACUGUACAAAUGUUCACGUAGGAACGAAAAUAGAAAUUAAUUGCGAAGAAUGUAAAAGAAGUAUCUUAAAUAAAGAAGACGAAGAAACAGAUGAAAUCUACAAGAAUUGCUGUCAGAAGUUGAAGAACAAAUACAUAACUUAUUUUUCGUACAUGAGAUCUUUCUUGUGGGAAGGCAAAAGGAACGAUUUUCCGUUAAAGGAUUAUUUCGUAGAAUUAACAGUAGAAAAAGCAGAUUUAUUUGGGAAGGAAAGCGGAGACAAUAUAAGUUUGAAGGAGAUAUUUUCCACAGAAGAAGAUGGUCAUCAAACCAUUCUAGUGACAGGAGAUCCCGGUUAUGGUAAAUCUACUCUGUGCAAGAAAAUCGUAUACGAUUGGGCAUCCGCGAAUUAUCUGCGACACUUUCAUUUAACAUUUAUUGUCAUUUUAAGACAAUUAAAUGAUAGAAGUGUGAAAGAUGCUUUACUCAAUGAAGCGCAUGGACACUCCUCAAUGAAUAACGAUUGGAAAUUUCGCAAUAAAGAAAUGAACAUUUUAGUUAUUUUGGACGGGUUCGAUGAGAUUGUAGAAAAAAGAAAAAUUCUAAAAUUUAUAAGGGAGGAAUCUUUCGAUAUUUCUAGUCGAAUGACAAUCGUGGUUACGAGUCGACCUCAAGCAGCGGAAGACAUCAGAGAGGACAUGAUGAUGAGGUUUUCAAUAAAGGGGUUUACUCCAGAAUAUCAAAAAAAAUAUGUUCAAUUAAUGUUUAUAGAAGACGAAAAUAAAGCCAAUCAACUUUCUUCCUUACUGACACAAAAUCACUUUUACAGAGAAAUAGCAGAAUGUCCUUUAAUGCUUCAUAUGUUGUGUUGCCUUCACUACAGUGGGGAAAUAGAAAAUCUUGAAACAAUAACUGAUUUAUACGUCCGAAUAUUCUCUCUCAUAACUGAACGUUAUGUUAGAAAAACUGACCAGAAAGGUAAGUUUAAAAAAGGGAAAUAUUUUGUGGGAGAAAUUUUACUAGUAAAAUUAGGGCAAUUACACAAAAUAGGAAGAUCGAUUGAAUCAGUUGACUUGGAGGGGUAUUUCAAAAAUAAAGAAGAAUUUAAAUUUAUCAUCGGACUAGACAUUCUUACUCUCGAGUCUUUUUAUGAAGAUGAUAAUAUAACUGUAUAUAGUUUUGUAAAUCGUACAUUUGGCGAAUUUCUCUCAGCGUUUUCAGCAUAUACCGGUUGUCUCUCAUUUUCAUAUAUAACUUAUACUAUAGAGUUUCUAUUCUUAUUGGGAUUUUAUAAAUAUGAUUUGUUUCCUAAAAGAUUCUUACGAGCUCUAGAAAAAAAGAUAUUUACUCCCGAAUUCAUGCUCCAAGUUCACAAACAAAUCAAAUUGAAAAGGAACUGGGAAAAGUUUUGUUCUCAUUCAGAUGUGUAUUGUUUUCCUUCGAAUUUCUCUCAUUUCCAUCAGCUAUUGACGUUGUAUCAAUUUAAAAGGUUGUACAUAUAUUUCACUGACACCGCGAUCGAAUAUGACGAAGUGGAUGAAAUAACGCAUCGCUUGAGCAUUUGCAAGUGUCCAAAUAAUUUUCGAAUUUAUAUUAUUUUAUCCGUUGACGACGAAUGUCUCAUUACUCAAUGUGACAUCAGAGAAUCUGUUUCACGAAUUAUUUAUUUCUGUCAAAAAACCAACGCAAUGAGUUUUGACAUCUUUUUUAUUGGCGUAAAAUUUUAUUAUUGUGAUUCGUACAAAAUAUUCAAGGAUGUAAAUUGCAAUUUGGAUUUAUCUGACGACAAGCGGAAAUUAUUAAAACACGAAAAAUUAGUUGCAUUAGAAACUGGAGACGAUUAUGAAAGUACUGGCAAUUUAUUUAUUUCGUUGGAGCAGUACGAAUAUUUACGUGAUCGUAUCAAAUUAGGGUCAACAAGUAAACAGAACUCAAAGUGUGUGAUGAUGUAAACGUGUAUAAAAUACUGUAUAUGUGUGGUUUUUAAAAUGAAACAAUAGUUGGAACUUUACUUAUAAAAUUACAUGUAUUUUCCGGUUGCGAAUUUCAAUGUAAUAAUAGUAAAGGCUAAAAUACUAGAACGACGUGAGUCGUGUGAUAGAACGUUUUUGUGAGAUUAUAGUUAAGAUAAAUGAGAAAAUAAAUGCAAUAAAGUACGAUGAGUUUGGGUUUUAACUGUUUUUGUUGAACUGAUUUAUGUACACUAAGUUUGCAGUGUUUCAGUGUUGUACACAGUUGUUUUCUGUUCAAAUAAUGCACUAUGUUUUUAAUGACAUAAUAUAUAGUGAAUUGAGUUCUUGUUUCCCUCGGGAUUCUCCUCGGAACGGAAAUGAAAUUUGUAUAGAUCGAUAUACAGUGUAAUAGACAUGAACUUUUGCUAUUGCAAACACUCUAUUUCGAGAUACACUGCUCCUAUAUGAGAUUCGGAAUUAAGUCACGGGGUCAAAUUUGAAACUGGCCGCGAUUUUCUGAGGUUUAAUCAUUUAAUGAUUUUCAGCAAAGCAGUGAAAGACAUUUUGGAAGUUAUUUUGACUUUUUAAAAAAACGUUAUGCUAUGAAAUUUCCACGGAAUUUCGAUUAGACUUAUUUUGCAUGAAAAAGUUACUGUAUAUAUAAUAAAUAUUAACUGUUUGGGUAUAAAUUUCGUUAUUAUAUUUGAAUUUGAGAUUUAUUUUUAUAAAAAGCUUCACUUCCUUUGAAUGUCAUAUUUUUUUCUUUUCUAUUAAUAUAGCUACAAUUUGGCUAUUAAUUAAUGA
Messenger RNA from Centruroides sculpturatus (bark scorpion), 3814 nucleotides. RefSeq lists its product as uncharacterized. The transcript is spliced from 8 exons. Lineage: Eukaryota; Metazoa; Arthropoda; Arachnida; Scorpiones; Buthidae. Bases 920 to 3010 code for a protein of 696 amino acids. The record is from RefSeq and is a predicted model, not a curated record.